Xenopus tropicalis (tropical clawed frog) is the source of this 2067-nucleotide messenger RNA. RefSeq names its product phospholipid phosphatase 1 (gene plpp1). The transcript has 6 exons. Gene Ontology annotation, cellular component: caveola; apical plasma membrane; membrane raft. The record is from RefSeq and is a predicted model, not a curated record. NCBI's taxonomy places the organism in Eukaryota, Metazoa, Chordata, Amphibia, Anura, Pipidae. The coding region runs from base 684 to 1538 and encodes 284 amino acids. Gene Ontology annotation, molecular function: phosphatidate phosphatase activity; lysophosphatidic acid phosphatase activity; diacylglycerol diphosphate phosphatase activity. Gene Ontology annotation, biological process: phospholipid metabolic process; phospholipid dephosphorylation.
GACACCGGGGGAACCGUACGAACGAGUCCUCACAACAGGCCUGGCCUUCAGCUCCCAGCCAUAACUCGGCUCCCCCUGACCCCAACCCGCCCACACUGGGGAUUUCAGUCAGGAUAGCGCUCCCUAUAUAUCAUUUCCUCUGGCGGGAGAGAUAGCGCCUCCAUAAUUUGCAGCCUCCAUAAUUUGCAGCCUCCCUUUAUUCGGUAUCUCCAGUGCAAGAAGCUCAGUUUAUGGGAAGGGUAGAGCAGCGAACUACAGCUCCCAGCAUGCCUUCCCCCUGAAUAUCAAGGGAGCCGAAGCUGGGAAAUGUAGUUGCUCAGUCCCGAAGGCUCCAAGUCUGUCUGACGCGCAGGCGAAGUAGCAGUUCCACCCCCAAGUCCCUUUAAUUCCACCCCCUCCCAACCCACCAACAAAACACAGACAGCCUUCCCUGUAUGAGCCACUGGCUGCCGAGACGCAAGUAACACCGGCUGCUCCGCAUUCCCACUGGAGGUGGGGGGAUUGCCCGAUGCUUGGAGCUGGUGUGUAGCUGCUUCCAUUGGGAUUGCUCGUCUCUAUCUGGCACACUGGUCCCAUGCUGUGCCUCUGGGCUUUCCUGUCUGGUUCCCCUGUCAGUGACUGAUCCCCUGUGUGUGCGCUCGGUAUCCCGUGUCUCAGUGUAACGCACCCCGGCAGGAGCAGCGAUGUUUGACAAGGGAAGGAUCCCCUUUGUAAUCCUGGACAUAGUCUGCGUGGUUCUGGCUGCCUUACCACUGGGCGUUCUAAAGCUGAUCACAAAAAAGCCGUAUCAGAGAGGGUUUUUCUGUGAUGACGACAGCAUCAAGUACCCUUUCCAUGACAGCACCGUCACAUCCACUGUUCUCUACGCAGUGGGGUUCACUGUGCCCAUUUGUUCUAUGAUAUUAGGAGAGACCUUAUCAGUCUUUUAUAAUGACUUGCGGUCCAGUGCCUUUAUCAGGAACAACUAUGUAGCCACUAUUUAUAAAGCCAUUGGGACGUUCAUUUUCGGGGCUGCAGUGAGUCAGUCGCUGACAGACAUUGCUAAGUACACCAUAGGUCGACUGAGGCCACAUUUCCUGGACGUGUGCAAACCCAACUGGUCCAAAAUCAACUGCAGUUUGGGCUACAUUGAGACCUUUGUCUGCGAGGGGGACCCAACUAAAUCCAGUGAAGCAAGGUUGUCCUUCUACUCUGGCCACUCGUCCUUCUCCAUGUACUGCAUGGUGUUCCUCGCUCUCUAUCUUCAGUCCAGAUUGAGAGCAGACUGGGCCAGACUACUUCGCCCUACGAUUCAGUUUGCUCUGAUCGCAGUUUCUGUCUACGUUGGACUUUCCAGAGUUUCUGACUACAAGCACCAUUGGAGCGAUGUUCUGACUGGUCUCAUACAGGGUGCAGUCGUUGGUGUACUUAUUGUGGUGUAUGUCUCAGACUUUUUUAAAGAGAAGAAGGGCAGUUUGAACCAAAAGGAAGAAGAUUCCCACACGACUUUACACGAAACAUCAACAAACGGAAACCACUAUGGAACUCAUCAGCCCUGAAUGGGGCAGGGGAAUUCCUCCCACACCUUGCCACUUAAUGCAAAAAAUAUCCUGCUUUUAGACAAAAAUAUUUAGAAGAACUGAAACUCUCUAAAAAAAAAAAAAAAAAAACCAAACAAAAAAAACAAGAUGCCUUUAACCCCUUCAGUACUGGGAAGGUCAGCACCUGCCCUCCAUGCUGAACUAUAUUAGCCCUUUGGGCAGCAGAGUGAUCCAUUAUCAUAGAUGAUGGAACUCUCUGGGUCUCAAAAGGUUAUUGGACUGCUGCUAUACGUGUUGGAUGCCCACUUGUAUAUAUUUAAAGAACACCCUAUGUAUAUGUUAUAGCUUUAAAAAUAAAAGUUUCUUUAUGCAUUUAUCAACUAUACACAAAAAAGUGAAAUGUGGUAUUCGAACUGUAAAUUUUUUUUAUUAAAAUAGUGUUAACGCAUUUUAUGUACAAAAACACUUGUAUAAUAUUGCUUUGCUCAAACAUUGCUUGUGAGCCAAAUUUAUACCACAGAAACAAUAAAAUGGUUUAUAGCAAAGA